CUAGGAGACAAAUCUAUACUACAGGUGUUGUCUUGUGCGCACCUACAGUAGAGUGUACUCAGUCUCUGAUUAUAUUGCCAAUGUAAAUCAGUGGUGGAAUGUAACAAAGUACAUUUACUCAAGUAUUGUACUUAAGGACUAUUUUUCCAUGCUUGUACUUUACUUGAGUAUUUCCAUUUAAUGCUAAAUGUACUUUUACUCCGCUACAUUUCGGAGGCAAGUAUUGUACUUUUUGCUCUACUACAUGUAUUAAAUACUAAAAGUUUUUGACUACUUUGUACAUGAAAACACAAUGUGAUGCAAUACGUUAGCUUUUUAUAUGCACAGUAAAAGUAUCCAAAAUUGGCUCCACAUUGCCAAACUUCAACAUUAAAAUGAUUUGAAAUGUACAUUAAUUUGCUACUGAUAAAAACAAAAUAAUAUUAUUCUACAACACUGUAGAAUAGAUCCAUUCUGCUAAAUUAGUACUUCUACUUUUGAUAAACAAAGUACAUUUGACUGUUAAUACUUCUGUAUAUAUUAUUAAAUUCAUGAUGUUUACUUGUAUUGGAGUAUUUCAAGACCACAGUAAUUCUACUUUCAAUUAAGUAGAGGCCUUGAGUACUUUUUCCACCACUAGGGGAAUUGCAAAUUGCCUCAUGCAAAUAAGUCUUGAAUGACCUCUUCAGACCUCUGUUAAAACAACAGUUAAAUAACUUGAUGUAAUCUCAAUAUCUGCUCAUUUAAAGUCACCUAUGAGUCAAAUGUAAGGCUUCUAAAACGUUUCAAAUUAAAAAAUAAAUAUUUAAAAGAUCAUUUUAAUUGAUCCAUUUCUCUAAUCAGUGGAAGAAAAACAUGUUAUCAAUAAAAAUAAUGCCCUGUUUUCAAACACACAUAGGAAAAGUUUUAUCUUUAAAUGUCUACCAUAUAUAAAUAAAAAUCACUUAAAACAUGAUGUACACAUUUUUCUUCCCAAGUAGUUUUGUUGUCAGUGCUUUGUGCCAAUGGAUUAGGGUUUCCAGUUUUGUUUGAAUUCUGCCGUCCAACAUGCAAAACCUGCCACACCCAAUUAAAGUCACAUCCUUUCAUUAUUUGACAGCUUCAGAGUCACCUAGACGGUGCCCAGCUCCAUCAGACAAAAUUUGCCCCCCUGAGAUUUUUUUCAGGAGCCGCCACUGCUCAGGUGUCUCAUCGGUGUCCCAAAUAGCCUGCCAGGUUAAUUGUUCACUGUGUGUAGUUCAAUUUAUCCAACAUCCGAUGGAAGCACAACCUGAGAAAGACUGGAGCAGUGAUCUCUUUGACUGCUUUGAGGAUGCAAGUACAUGUUGCUAUGGUUUCUGGUGUGGCCCUUUUCUUGCCUGCACUGUUGCAGGACGGUUUGGUGAGAACCGUUGUCUCCCAUUAUGUGACACAGCCUGCGGCAUGCCUCUGUGUGUGCCUCCUGCAGUCCUGGCUGUUAGGGUUGCCAUGCGAAACAGAUACCAUAUCAAGGGUUCUAUCUGUAACGACAUAUUAGUGUCCCUUUGCUGCCAGUGGUGCUCCUGGUGUCAGAUGCAUCGUGAGUUAAAACAUCGCAAUAAAACCCCCAAUUUCAUCGUGGUGCAAAAUCAACCCAUUGUACAAAUGCAGCCUGCUGCAAUGAUGAUGGUUCCCCAAGCUGGUUUUGUGAGCCAACCAGGAGUCACCGUGAUAUCACACUGAGCUCUAUGGAUUCUCAUGUGUCUGCUGGGCCUAGUGAAGGAAGUUCAGCUCAGGCUGCUGUUGAUUUUGUAACACCGUUUUUUAAAGUGUAAUCACUUAAAAAAAACUAAAUGCAAUCGCUUUGAAUUGUGUCUCUGUUUUGUCAGAGUAUUGAGUGUAAGUUUCUUAACUAUAAUGACAAUCAUUGUUUAAAAUUUCUCAGGAAAAUUACUUUGCAUGUAUUGUGUCAAGGAUAGGAUAAAGAAUUUUCAUUCCACCAAAAUGAUUUGAGUGUGGUCUAAAUAAAGGAAUUAAUAAAGUUGUAGAAUGAGGAAUAAAGUACUACUCAGCAUCUUCAUUGUAAAUGCGGUUCACCCUAAAGGCCAA
This is a messenger RNA of Eleginops maclovinus (Patagonian blennie), 2046 nucleotides long. Its product is annotated as cornifelin homolog B-like. The record is from RefSeq and is a predicted model, not a curated record. Bases 1027 to 1680 code for a protein of 217 amino acids. The transcript has 5 exons. NCBI's taxonomy places the organism in Eukaryota, Metazoa, Chordata, Actinopteri, Perciformes, Eleginopidae.